Danaus plexippus (monarch butterfly) is the source of this 8599-nucleotide messenger RNA. RefSeq names its product methylcytosine dioxygenase TET. The transcript is spliced from 10 exons. Gene Ontology annotation, cellular component: nucleus. Gene Ontology annotation, biological process: oxidative demethylation; positive regulation of transcription by RNA polymerase II. NCBI's taxonomy places the organism in Eukaryota, Metazoa, Arthropoda, Insecta, Lepidoptera, Nymphalidae. Gene Ontology annotation, molecular function: DNA 5-methylcytosine dioxygenase activity. The record is from RefSeq and is a predicted model, not a curated record. Bases 383 to 6205 code for a protein of 1940 amino acids.
AGGCCGCCGGCCCGCAGACCGCUUAUGUAACUCCAUGCAACAUCCCGCCGAUUUUUAAAUUUGGAACGCGUGUGUUGUGACUUAUGUGUUUCCGCCCGGUGCGCGAUUUUUAUGUUUAUAUAAAAACUUUUUGAAACUAUAAUUUAAUUUUUUUUAUUAAUUAUUCUCUUAAGAUCUCGGCAUUUGUAUAUUUGUUUGCUGCCAGUGCUUCGAGGUGUGUCCUAAAAACUUAUAUUUUGUCUUACAAGACAUCAAGAGCUACCGUGGUCGCAAGCCUCUAGGAGCGGUAGUUCCUGCGGGACUGAGCCCCGGUGUGCCCUCGUCCGCUUCCCCCGGGCCCGCCCCGGCCGCCCCCAGCCCUGCACCAGCCACCACGCCCGCUAUGAAGCAAGACCAUCCUAGCCAGCCCAUGGCUCCAAUGCCAUUUUACGCGGGUGACCCGAACAGAUUUCCUACAACGUGGCAAACGGAUCCGUCGCAAGGUUGGCAAAACCAAUUUAUUCAGCAGCUGCCAACGCAGACGGGGCAGACGACUCUAGACUACCAGGGCAAUCACACUCCGUACGCCACUUCCCCCCACUAUCAGACCAACACAACGUACACCGUCCAAAAUGUUGCAACUACAUUCGAUGUCACAAACAACACGUAUUAUCAAACUGGCGUUCAAGCCGUUCCAGCACAACGCCCGCCAUCGAACCGCGGCGCUUAUACUCCGGUGCCAUCUCCCCGGGCUCCACACUACACAACAGAGUAUCAACAACAAUACGCACAGCAGGCCCCGACUACAUGCGUCACCACGGGGAACGACUCGAGACCCGCCUCAGCUGCAUCCUAUCAAAGUUCUGUUCCAACAUCAUCUGCGUCGGUAUAUACUGUGAGUCAACAAAGUUACGACCGCAACGAAUACACCUCGGAGCAUAACGACGAUUAUAACAACGGGGAAAACAGCACAGGGGAAGCGAGUAAUGAUGGAGAAAGACAAGAACAAAAUGCGUCGAAUAAUCAGCAUUCGGGAAACGCCGAGCCUGGAUACCUGCAGGGGAGCAACGGUCCGCGAGCUUCACUCGAUUGUAAUGGGUAUCCGGGCAGCUAUGCGAGCGGGCAGUACACGGAUAAUGGACAGACGCAGAACCAAAAUGACUGGCAACAACGCCAAUGGCAACAUAACCAAAGAAUUCAGAAUCAACAGUUACAGAAUCAACAGCAGUUACAAAAUCAACAACAACUACAAAAUCAACAACAAUUACAAAAUCAACAGCAAUUACAAAAUCAGCAACAAAUGCAAAAUCAGCAGCAGUUACAAAAUCAACAGCAGCAACAGCAGUUACAAAACCAACAACAACUUCAAAAUCAGCAACAAAUACAAAACCAACAGCAAAUUCAAAACCAGCAACAAAUGCAAAAUCAACAGCAAAUGCAAAAUCAACAGCAAAUGCAAAACCAACAACAAAUGAAUCAUAUGCAAAACCAACAACAACAAUUGCAAAAUCAACAACAUCAGUUGCAAAAUCAAAUACAAAACCAUCAAAAUCAACAAAUGCAACAGCAUAGACAAGAUGAAUCAGAGCAACAAAUGUUCUCACAAUCGGACAGGGUCAAUUUAAAUUCGCGACUUAAAACAAUGAUUUUAAAUAAACAAAGUCAUAUACGAGACGGCACAAACACUCCGCCAGAUAAAGGUGACCCUGGAGAGGGGCCUCCUCGUGUAUUAGAUGAUAGAAAAACCGGUGUCAACGACGAUAGAAAUACCACCGGUCAUUUUUUAUCGUAUAGCCACCAUCUCCGAGGUAAUUACCACAUAGGUGAACAGGGUUACCCUGUCACUGGUAAUUAUUCACAAAAUACUCAGGCCUAUGGCUUGAGUGAUAUCGGAGGUGGUGGCCACCAUGUAUGGGAGGGGGGAACGCAAGUUCCGAAAGGUUAUAAACAAAGUAUAUCGAAGAACGUAUCUAAAACUCCACAAAAUUUACCGUCACACGCUAACGUAAUAGGACAAUACAGUACAUAUGCUAACACGCCUUAUGAAGCACAAAAAUAUGCAGACACGUACGGUAGUGAGAAUUUAAGUUAUAGUCAACAAGACAACAAAGAUUUUCAUUCUAAGAUGCUCAUUGGACCAGUGUCAGAUAUCAACCAACAAACCUGCUCCACGACUCAAAAAAUCAAUACACAAAAAGGAACUUAUGAAAGAGAGACCAGUGAUAUUAAGUAUAGGCAAGCAGCGGCGCCUUUAGUCCCUAAGUUAGAAAUACCAGACAAUUAUCAAUAUGUGAAGGAAGCUAUUAAAAGUGAACCACAACGAUCGAUGAACCAAAAUACAUUCGGUAAGCAAAUGGAAGGGCUAAAACAUUUGCCUUAUCCUAAUGGGACACAAAAUAUGGCAUUACCACCAAUAUCUACAAUAAAACAUGAAAAUUUAAAUCAUAAACCACAUGUCUAUCAAAACUUUCAAAAUAUACCUUACGAAAGGAAAAUUAAUACAAGCGAAGACUUCGCUCAAAUUCCAAGAAUGCAAGAAAAUAUAGCUUUUCAAAAGUUCAGUAAAAAUUUUGAAUCCAAAUUUAAUCGGAGUGUAGACUGUCGAAGCAAUUCAGGAAAAAAUAUAGACAUUGAUUUAAAACCUCCAUAUUAUAUAGAACAAAUAAAGUCCGAACAUUCACCUCCUGGACAUAAAAUAUAUAAGAAUUUGCUCUAUGGACCCCCACGGAGUGAGCCUUAUAUGUUCGCAGGAGAGGGAGGCCCUAAUGCGUUCAGAAAUGAAAUAGGGUAUGCGUGUUGUAGACAAGGCUCAGUAAAAAAACCUCCCCCAGAACAUCUAAGGGAUGGAGCUUGUGCAGGUCUGCAAACUAAAGACGAAAUACUAGAAGAAGACCCAGACAGUACAGAUAAUUCGAAAACUCCAUCGAAACCUGGUACUCCUAUAUCUGAUCUCUUCCCAAAAACAACGAAAGAAAACCAAUUUAAUUACUCGAAGGAAUAUUUAGAUAACUUAGAAAGAUUAAAAAAUAAUUCCAGAACAGAAGUACCAGACUGUAAUUGCUUUCCAGCUGACAAAAAUCCUCCUGAGCCUGGAAGCUACUAUACUCACUUAGGGGCUGCUUCGUCUCUGUGUGAGCUAAGGAAAGAUCUGGAAGCAAGAACAGGAUUAUCUGGUAAAGAGUUGCGCAUUGAAAAAGUUUGUUACACAGGAAAAGAAGGCAAAACAGCUCAGGGUUGCCCGAUGGCUAAGUGGAUAAUACGGCGUUCCAGCUAUACUGAAAAAGUACUAGCCGUAGUUAAGUUCCGCAAUGGUCACAAAUGCUCCACUUCCUGGAUAGUAGUUUGCUUAGUGGCUUGGGAAGGGAUACCGCAGUCCGAAGCUGAUUUAGAUUACACGCUGUUGUCUCACAAACUGAAUAGGUAUGGCUUGCCGACUACACGUCGGUGCGCUACUAAUGAAAAUCGAACCUGUGCUUGUCAAGGGCUCGAUCCGGAGACGUGCGGCGCGUCCUACAGCUUUGGCUGCUCCUGGUCCAUGUAUUACAAUGGAUGCAAAUACGCCCGUUCAAAAACUGUCCGUAAGUUUCGACUUUCGGUCAAAACAGAGGAGAGUGAAAUCGAAGAACGCAUGCACGUCCUGGCCACCCUACUUAGCCCCUUGUACAUGAAUCUUGCUCCAAAGUCAUUUGAGAAUCAGUGUCAAUUCGAGAAAGAAGCGUCGGAUUGCCGUUUAGGCUUUAAGCCUGGAAGACCGUUUUCAGGGGUAACGGCAUGUAUAGACUUUUGCGCUCAUGCACACAGAGAUCUUCAUAACAUGAACAACGGCUGCACAGCAGUAGUCACACUCGCCAAACAUAGAGCACUCACGAAACCCAAUGACGAACAGUUACAUGUCCUUCCACUGUAUGUUUUGGACACUACAGAUGAAUUUGGGUCUAAGGAAGGCCAAGAAGAGAAAAUUGCCAGCGGGGCUUUGGAAAUUUUGGACAAAUAUCCUAUGGAGGUCCGCGUUAGGUCCGUCCCACUGCAGCCCUGUCGCCGGCAUGGGAAAAAGAGGAAAGACGAUGAAAAUACUGAAUCGAACAACACAUCAACAAACACUCCACAACAAAGUCCAAACAACCAAAAGAAAUCACAAUGUGCCACGCCGACGCCGAAGACUCCGCAACCCAAUGAAAUUAGAAACAACGCGAGUCCACGAAGUCAGAGCAGUGCUUCACCGAGAGCCAGCACGCCCGCUAUGAAUCUGCAAGUUAACACUGGCUUCACGAAUACUCCACACUAUAACUCCGCUUUCGUGAAUCCAAAUGUACACAAUUCCAGUCUCAUGAAUCCAAACCUCGCGAAUCCAGCAUUACUCGAUAUGGCGACAAUGAUUGAUAAUUUCACUGAUGCUCAGUUACAGAGCAAUCAGAUCUCUAGCACUGUACUGGAUUCUCCGUACAACCCUUACGAUCAAAGCUACAGUUUACAUAAUCAAAACGCUAUGUAUAACCCACACAACGUUGCUCCUGUACUAGAUAACAAUUGCCAAAAUCAAAAUCCUAACCAGCUGCCGAGUUUUACUCCAAACUUACAAAAGAGAGACCAAUGCAAUCCACAGAAUAUAAAUCAAGUGAAUGCGGCUCCACAACAGUGGCCCGAAUUCGAUAAUUCAGAAAUGUUCAGCAAUGUUGUGAAGGAAGAUCCAGAUUCUACAACGGCUAAUUUAAAUGCUGCUAAUAAUUUUAGUCCUGAUUCAAAUCGAAGUGAAAGCAAUUCAGAAAAUAUAUCCAGAAGCAAUACGGAAUCCGAAAAGCUCAAUGCUUUAGGAGAUUUGACACCAAAAUUACCAGAAUUUGAUAUGCCCAGUUCACCAAGGUUAUCUGAAAUAUCUCAAAAAACCCAACGAACGCCCGAAUCACCGGUGCCUUCACAAGAACUUAAAUCCCCUAAUCAUGACUCGGUUAAUUCAGACGUUCGACGAAGUGUAUGGAGAUCUCCAGACACUAAAAGCUGGGACCCGACGAAACCUAGAGACCAAGUAACUGAAAAUGAGAAUGCAUUGUUUAGAGUGCCUAAAGCGAGGCCUCCAUCGCGAUCGCAAUAUGUGAAUCCUUCCGAUGGCAUGGAAAACUCUACGUUUCUUAAGCCGUACCCUCCAUCUGAACGAUCCUACCACAACCAAGGUUAUGAAAACAGAAGUCUCCAAGAGAAUAGAAUGAACGCGUUACCGCCGACGUCGCAACAACAAAUGAACUACACCAUCAAUCAUGAGGACUCACAGAAUAUAACAACGAAUAAACCCGCUCCGGAGUUCACGGGAAAUAACUUUCAACCGAUAAACCAAACUACUUACAGCAAUCAAGUGCCAGUACAGGGUUAUGGAAACUAUCCCACGAUGACCAACGCUUACUCUUUUACGCCGAACCCCUAUGGGCAUUUCAACCCGUAUGAAAACUCUUACAACGACUACAAUAGUAUAGCUUAUUAUAAUGCAGAAAAAUACAAAAGAGAAGAAUUAAUACGAAAUUCCCAUUGCUAUAAUUCAUAUGGAUAUCAGUACAAUCCAAAUUUUGCAGCAAAUUUCUACCAGAAUCCAAAUCCCAAUUGGUGUCAGUCUUCGCCCAACUGGUGCCUGUACCCGCCACCUUUUUCUAUUCCAUAUCCGCCGGAACCACCAAAAGCAGAACCGAUCGGUGAAGUUACUGGAAUUAACGACAAUCUGGAGUGUUUUAAAGAUAGUCAAAUGGGAGGAGUUGCUAUCGCUUUAGGGCACGGGAGUGUAUUGUUUGAAUGUGCGAAACAUGAGAUGCACUCCACCACCGCGGUGAAGAGCCCGAACAGAGUGAAUCCAACGAGAAUAUCACUCGUCUUUUACCAACAUAGGAAUCUGAAUCGUCCAAAACAUGGCCUUGAAGAGUGGGAAGAAAAAAUGAGAUUGAAAAAGUUAGGCUUAAGCCCGUCGACACCGGGAACCCCGGGAGCCAACUCGAACACCGCGUCACCGGCCUCCACACCCGGCCUCGAGCAGAGACAGACACCAGCCGAGAAAUGGAAAAGCAACGAGAACGCGAUACCAGGAGGAUAUAGCUCUUUGGCGGCUCUCGUGGAGGCGACCAACGCGGCCAGGAGGAGUCGCCAGAUUAUGUUGAGGACGGACACGCAGACCACCAUGUCGUGGACCACGUUGUUCCCGAUGCACCCGUGUACUGUGACGGGACCCUACCAGGAAUCCGGCACCUGACACAAGCCGGGCCCGGCGGCCCAUCCAGCUUCCAAAAGACAGUGAACUCCCUUCCUCGUGCUUUAAGGGUUUCCGAGGCCUUCGAUCUAAGUCUUCUCGAAUUACGUGCUUUCCAAAGUUGUUUUAGUUCCUGGAUGUGUAACUAUUAAGUUCGAUAUCUUUAGCCUGGUCCAAUAUUCGGUGACUUUCCUCACUGUAUUUCCAUUGGAAUUGAGUACCGUAUUAACAUAUAUUUUUCAAUGUAAACCGAGUGAGUUUUUAAUCAAAGAUAUAAUUUAAGUUUAUAUUUUAAUAGUGUUAAUCGCAUUUCUGCUAGUCUUACGUUACAAUGUUAGUAUCGAUGGUAUUUGUUAGACAGUAACUGUAGAAUUAUUUGUAUAAUGUUAUCGUCUUUAGUUCUACCGUCAACUCGAAACUUUCGAAUAAGUUUAUAUAUUUUUUACAAGCUGUAUUUUAAAUGACAUUAGCGUACGUUUGUCUCCAUGUUUUACAUAUUUUUUUUCUAAUUAAGCGCAUAGAUUACUUUAUAUGCGAUGCAAUGAUCUCAUAAGAUACUAACUACGAUUUAUCUUUAUAUUCAUUAUUCAGAGCGAAAGUACAAAAGACAACAAUCAUGGAAGCAGGACGGACACGUUCGCAUUGUAUGUAUACACAAGUUGUACCUUUGUCUGUCUCUAGGUAGCUUAUAUUUUAAUAAUUUAAACAUCAUUCCUCUGCCUAUAUAUUUUUUGUUUAUUUUAGUACGCAUGUUGUCGUGACGUAGUGGGCUCGGUGUUUCACGCACCGCAGCCACGGACAUGACGAGUGCUUUUAUAUUAGGUUAAGAGGUGUGUAUUUUUAACUUUUAGAAUAUUUAACUUAUUUAUUACGUGAACCAUUAUGAAAUCAUUUUCUUUCUAAUAAUUUAGUGUUAUUGUAGCUAUUAAUAUUUAAUAUAUGCAUUUGCUUUAUGUCUUGACAUUAUAUUAUUGGCAGUUGUUUUAUAAAUUUCAUGAGCCUUCUUUAAUUUCUACUUGAGUGCCUGUGUCUGAGACGUACUAUUGUAAGGUUGAAAUAAUUUUUGAACUAUUAAAAUAUGUGACCUCUAUUGAUCGAGUCGACAUCUAUUAAUUGUUCUGCUGAUUUAGCUAUAACGAAAAAAAAUACGUUCAUACAUUUAAAAAAGAUUAAUAAAUUUAUAAGAUAGAGUAUUGCAAAAAAAAAAAAACUUCAGGCGCUUGGAAAGAUUAUAAAGUAGGCAUAUUAUUGAAAAUGAAUGAUAACAUACUGAUGAAUAGUUAUUAAUAUAUAAUUAGAUGUUAAGGAAAAGUUUGUUUUAAAGAUUAAACUAUUGAUAUAGUUUAUAUUUUUUACGUGUACGUAUUUAUUGAAUGGUAAAUUUAUUGGAACGUGAAAUUAUUUAUAGGUUAAAAAAAGUUUUGAGAACAAAACUUAUAAAAACUAAGCAAUAAUAGACACCGGGGUCUAUGUAUGUUGUAAUGUAGGUUGAUUGUAGGAGCGGUUAUGAAAUUAAUUAACGAAUGGUGCGAUUUGUCGUCUGUCUUAUGGUAACGCUUGACAUACAACUCUUAACAGAUAUUGCCUAAAUUUUAUGAACGUGUUUUAGUUACUUACGCCUCUGUCUUGCCGUUGAAAUGUUGUCGGGCUCGUGUUGAUGCAUUGUGUGACGAGACAUAUCAAAAACACAGACACACGGAACGCAGAAUUGCAAAAAAAAUUUUUUUGUAAUAACAAAAUAUCAACAGCAUUCUGAAAGAUUACACAGUGCGUCACGAAAUUAUACCAAAAUGUUUUCUUUUUAAUUUAAGAUUAUGGACUAUUUUAAUGUAUCCGCAUUCAUAUAUAUUAAAUGUAAUGAGAUUUAAAAGUAAGCACAAAAUUUGUUAAAACACUUUGAAAUAUUUUUUACAAGAUUAUUGAUAUUAUGUAUGAAUGCAAUCGAGGUUGUAACUGAUUAGUAGAUGUAAAGUCCUUGUGGAAAUUGAAUUUUUUGUAUGAAAUUAUAAAAUCAUUUAGGCCACACUAGAUACCUGUGAUAUAUACCAUUAACUCACGUGUGCUUGACUGCUUGUAUGUGUCUUUCUUCAGUGUGUUGUGAGUCGACACAACGUUAAACUGGCGCAACGCGAUUUGAAUUUAGAACUUGUGUCGUCGAUUAAAAAAAAAAAGAAAGCCACGAACCAAAAACGACCAGUAUUUUUUUAACAGUAACCAAAAAGUUUUGUUUAAUAAGCAUGGUAGAAUUAUCGAGGGUUGUUUUAAUGAACGCGUUCGUUGCGUUAGUUACGACAGACAUUAUUGUGUAAUAAUAUUUUGUCUUCUGCCAAAACAAGAGAAUGUGUCAUGUAAAUAGAACUACCAUUAUUUAUUAAUAUAAUAAUUUAAUAAAACGCA